Molecule: messenger RNA, 937 nt
Organism: Drosophila rhopaloa
Lineage: Eukaryota; Metazoa; Arthropoda; Insecta; Diptera; Drosophilidae
Gene: eEF1delta
Product: probable elongation factor 1-delta
Exons: 3
Coding region: 77-853 (258 amino acids)
Biological process (GO): translational elongation
Cellular component (GO): eukaryotic translation elongation factor 1 complex; cytosol
Molecular function (GO): translation elongation factor activity; guanyl-nucleotide exchange factor activity
Source: RefSeq, a predicted model, not a curated record
UUUCUGAAUUGCUUGCAAAAGUAUUAUUUGGUUAUUGUGCAACGUGUUUGGGCAAAGUGUUAAGACUUAACUUAAAAUGAAAGUAGAAGCACUGGAUAAGUUCUGGACUGACAAAAGUCGCUAUGAUGUUGCAGAAAAACGGUUCUACGAGGGCCCUCUGAAGGUAACUGAUCGCAGCCACUACAGCCCUUUAGUAAGCGAAAUCGCUAAGGCUAGGGAACACAUACAGAACUCGCUGGAAAAGAUUGAUGGAGUCACUCUCACUGAGGGCUCAAAUUCCCAGCUUGCCAAUCGCCUGACUCAAUUAGAAAGCGAAAGCAAGGAGCUCAAAUCCCAAGUUUCCACGUUGAACCAGCUUUUAAAUACCGUUGUGAAGCGGUUAAAUACUGUUGAAGCUCAGCUGAACUUGACGAACGGAGAGUCAAAGAAGCCCGAACCAAAACCAGAAGCAAACAAAAAAGAGGAGGACGAUGAUGUCGAUCUUUUUGGAUCAGAAAGCGAAGAGGAAGAGGAGGAAGCAGCGCGCAUAAGGGAGGAAAGACUGGCGGCAUAUGCUGCCAAGAAGGCCAAGAAAGUUCAAAUUAUUGCCAAGUCGAACAUCAUUCUGGAUGUCAAGCCUUGGGACGAUGAAACCGACCUUAAAGUUAUGGAGACGGAAAUCCGAAAAAUAACCCAGGACGGUUUGCUGUGGGGAGCUUCAAAAUUCGUCCCAGUUGCCUUCGGCAUCCAGAAACUGAGCAUCUCAUGCGUGGUUGAGGACGAUAAGGUUUCCAUUGAUUGGCUGACUGAGGAGAUCGAGAAAUUGGAAGACUUUGUUCAAAGUGUUGACAUUGCUGCAUUCAACAAAAUCUAAAGAGUAUGCAUAUAUUUUUUAAUUCGGAUUUACCUCAUUACAAAUGUUUUUGGGAGUCAUUAAAUAAAAUAUUUUGAUAAAAGA